Zymoseptoria tritici IPO323 is the source of this 1049-nucleotide messenger RNA. RefSeq lists its product as uncharacterized. Lineage: Eukaryota; Fungi; Ascomycota; Dothideomycetes; Mycosphaerellales; Mycosphaerellaceae. The record is from RefSeq and is a predicted model, not a curated record. The annotation marks the transcript as partial. The transcript has a single exon.
GUUACAAGAAGAGCGCGAUCGCCGUGCAAAAGAGCGCGCGGACCGCGAACAGAAACGUCUCGAAGCCGAAGCUCUCGACCUGCUGCUCAAGGAAGGCCAGGAAAUGGCCGAAAAGUCUCGCCGUCCCGAACUUGAACGCAGCGAAAGUAUGGAACCUCCUCCACGUCUCCGCCAUCAGGCCGCACCGAGGAACAGCCAUGGCAAAGACCAGAUGCGUGCACAAGGUCUCAUGCCAACAUCCCUCACUCUGAAGAAAGGCGACCGGCCCUCGACAGAUCUUCCCGCUUCUACUCCCACUGGACCCGCCGAUCGACGCCCACGAGCACUCUCGCCUUCUCCCGCUCGCUCGUAUACUUCCCGACGACGCAACGAAUCUCCCGACGACCGCCGUGGUCUGCCCCGCGACAGACGCGACAACGUCUUGCGCGACAUUAGUGCUGAGCGCGAAGCAUGGAAAGCUCGACAGCGGGGCAGUGAUCGCGAUCGUUCGGGCAGAGAUAGAGAUCGUGACCGCGGAAUGGACAGAGGAAGAGACGAUCGUGAAAGAGAGAGACCGCUAGGUGCAAGCCGCGGCGAGGAUGGCGAAGUCGUGGAACGCGCACAGAGACAAGCACCUCCUCCUCGCGCUGACAGUCGAGGUUCAUACCGCCCUGGCAGAAGAGACGUCACAAGAAGUCCACCGCCUGCAAGGAGAUCUAUCCGGAAUCGGUCGCGGACGAGAUCGCCUCCGCGACGAUACAGGGAGCGAGAUCACAGCCCCCCUCCACGUCGCCGCGUUGGUGAUGUCGGUGACCGAGAUCGUGAGCGGGAAAGAGAUCGUCGCAGCCGAAGUCCCGCUGGCAUUGAUCGGUACAUCCCUGGUGGAGGUGCUGCAAAAGAUGGCGGUGAGGCGAUGGGUGGCCCAGCGAGGGAAAAGGAACGAGAUCGCGAUGCUAGGCCGCGGGAAGGGGAUCGAGAGCGCGAGCGCGAUAGAGACAGGAUGAGAGAGAGGGACCGUGAUCGUGAUGUCCGCGACAGGGAUAGAGACAGGGAUAGUAGAGAUGUUCGCG